AUGGGCCUCUUCGGCAGCUGCUGCGCGCCCAAGGAGCCCGCUCAGGGCCCCGACGGCAACGCGUCCACCGGGCGCUACUCGCCAGAGAGCAACGGAGGUGCCGUGGAGCUCGCUGCCCCUCGCGUCGCCAAGGCUGACGCCGGCUCCGGCGCCUUGCCGGUGUCGACCGGAGGCAACAACGCGGACGCGGACGACGACUUCGAGAGCGUCGGAUCCUUCCACACGUGCAUGACGACGGCGUCGGACCUGUCGGCGUCGUGGGGCCGCCGGACGCAGACGCCCACGCAGAUGCUCCCGCCCUCCGCCGUCGUGUCCCGGCAGCGCCUGUAG
Molecule: messenger RNA, 330 nt
Organism: Pedinophyceae sp. YPF-701
Lineage: Eukaryota; Viridiplantae; Chlorophyta; Pedinophyceae
Source: the annotation of a GenBank genome assembly